Messenger RNA from Daphnia pulicaria, 1955 nucleotides. Its product is annotated as collagen alpha-1(I) chain-like. The transcript is spliced from 6 exons. The record is from RefSeq and is a predicted model, not a curated record. Lineage: Eukaryota; Metazoa; Arthropoda; Branchiopoda; Diplostraca; Daphniidae. The coding region runs from base 210 to 1721 and encodes 503 amino acids.
AAGAUACAAUUCCUCUUCUUUCUGCUUGCCCCCCUUCAACCUUCUUGUUUGAGUUCGAGCAUAAAAAGGCGCUCAUCAUCCCUUUGGUGUCAGUGUUGAGCCGAGAACGGCGAUAACAAGUCAUUCUUUGAACAGCCGACAUUCUUUGGUAGGUCCUAGCUCCAGACAUUUGCAACUGUACAACUGCAGCAUUCAUACAAGAACAAGCAAUGAAGGCAACGGCUUUAUUACCUCUUUUGGUGGCAGCCGUUAUUGCUGCCCCUCAGUACGGUCAACCUCCUCAAGUUGGCCAAACUGUCAAAAUCACCAAGCAGCAAUGGAACUCGUUGAACCCAUACGGAGCCUCAAGUGCUUACCCGGCCAAUGAACGUCCACAGAUUGACGCCAUUCAAAAGCAAUGGGAGCGCUUCUAUGAGUACCUGCCCUGGCUCAAGGGUCCUGCCGGAAGAGAUGGAUCGCCAGGUGAGAAGGGGGCUCCCGGUAAUGACGGAAAAGAUGGCGCUGACGGCAAAAACGGAGCCGACGGAAAAGAUGGACUGGAUGGCAAGGACGGAAGAGAUGGCGCCGACGGAAAAGAUGCCAUUUACACCGACGACUACGGAACGAAAAUCGUGGCCGGUCCGCCCGGCGCUCCUGGAGAACCGGGAGCUCCUGGAGAAAAGGGAGAAAAGGGAGAUGCUGGUGAGCCGGGUUUUCCCGGUGAAGAUGGGAAACCAGGGGCUGAUGGAAGUCCAGGAUACGACGGCGCUCCCGGUGAGAAAGGUCCAUCAGGCCCGCCCGGCUAUGACGGAGCGCCCGGAAAUGACGGAAAAGAUGGUGCUCCAGGAGAAAAAGGAGAUAAUGGUUCUAAUGGCAGUCCUGGCCUUACCGGCGCUCCAGGCCUUCCCGGCAAAAACGGCUACCCCGGCGGUCCUGGACCUGUCGGACCGAAAGGCGAAACUGGCCCACCUGGCGUUGCUGUCGCAUCCAACAUUGCUGGACCUCCAGGUGUACCAGGCUACCCGGGCAAAGAUGGAAAGCCAGGUUACAACGGUGGCCCUGGACCCGUUGGGGCGCCUGGACUUCAAGGACCUCAAGGUUUACCAGGAAAAACAGGGGCGACCGGUUUUCCUGGAUUCCCUGGAGCUAAAGGCGAAGCCGGUAAACCGGGCUAUGCUGGCGCACCUGGAAAAGAUGGAUUUCCUGGCGCUCCUAGCAAGGUUCCUGGUCCUCCUGGGCCUCAGGGUCCGGCAGGCCCACCCGGCUACAACGGCGGACCCGGAAAAGACGGUCUCCCUGGCGGUCCUGGAUACCCAGGCAAAGACGGAAAGCCGGGACCUCCAGGAUACACGGGCGCACCAGGAUUGAAUGGCAAACCCGGAAAGGAUGGUCUUCCAGGCGCAGUUGGUUCUCCAGGCUACCCCGGUGGUCCAGGCCCAGUUGGGCCACAAGGAAAGCCCGGCGCUCCAGGCUACCCCGGCGGCCCUGGGCCAAUCGGGCCCAUCGGGCCUGUUGGAUAUCCGGGUAAAGAUGGUUAUCCAGGCAAACCAGGCCCUGUUGGCGCUCCUGGGCCAGUAGGCGCUCCUGGACUGGUGACAACUUAUACGAAGGAAUACGCUCCGCAAGUAGCUCCUUACAACCCGCCGUCUUAUGAGCCCGCAGCUCCUAGAUACCCACCUCAACCGAUUUACGAGCAGCCGAUAAUCUAUCAAGACGGGCCUCAAACUGCUUACGGUCGAUGAACGCCGUGCAACACUUUGGCAAGCUUCAUUUCCUAGUUGAUGGCUGAGCCAACCAGUUUUUGAAUGAACUUGAUUUAGGCAUACGAUACCCUUACCUUUCCAGCGUAAAUGUCUAAAUGUAGCUCUUUAAACUUUUGUUGUUGUUGUUGUUAUGCCCGUAGUGUACGGCGUUUAUGUGACAAAAUGUCUGUCAUGCCUGGCACUAGGCUGUGAAUACAAUACCCAUGAACUAAA